This is a messenger RNA of Homalodisca vitripennis (glassy-winged sharpshooter), 543 nucleotides long. Its product is annotated as zinc transporter 7-B-like. NCBI's taxonomy places the organism in Eukaryota, Metazoa, Arthropoda, Insecta, Hemiptera, Cicadellidae. The transcript has 2 exons. The coding region runs from base 30 to 431 and encodes 133 amino acids. The record is from RefSeq and is a predicted model, not a curated record.
AAGUGCAAAUAUUUAAGGAGCCAGAAACAAUGGAGGUGCAUCAGUUCAACAUGAGCCGCUUCCCUCUCUUUUGCCUCCUUGGUGCCCUCCUGGUAGUCGCCCUCUCUGAGGCCUGCCGUCACGGGAAUGGACAUUCCGACUCUGAUAGCGACGGUGACUCAGGCUCCUCCAGGCGGAAGCGGUAUGCUGACGAUUCUUCACAUUCUGAUGACUCUUCUCACUCCGAUGACUCUUCUCACUCUGAUGAGGAUUCACACUCUGAAGACGAUUCGCACCAUCACGAUCACGAUCACGAUCACGAUCAUGGUCAUGGAAAAUAUGUCGGAGCAAAGGGAUCAUACGGUAGCGGGGCUUCUAUAAAAACUAAGGAGAAGAAAAUUGGAGCUGGAGCAGUCGGCGGCAGUGGCGCUAAGGCCAGUGUAGACCACUAGACCAAUCAAUAUUGGAUAUAAAUACUGUAUAAUAUCGGUAAAUAACAAUGAGAAUUUGUAACAUAUAUGUAUGCAUACAAAAUAUUUUAAUAUAAAUAUAUAGUCAAGCAAA